AACUCUUGGCUUUAAGUGGGAUUCCUGACACAGAGAUUCUCUCUUGUUCUGAACAGCUCAUUUUUCCAUGCAUCACACAUCGGGUCCUAAUCUCUGUUUUUUUCUCUGUCAUCUUUCAGACUCGGAGGAAAGGAAUCGGCUCCAAUCAACCAAAAAGCUGUGUUAUUGCGGAGAGGCUCCCAUCAUGUUGGGGAUUCCCCAGCAAUGGUAAAUUCUGAUGUUCUAAAGGAUUUCAACCAUCUGAAGUACCGAGGUGGUUCAGCAUCCCGCAGUGUGUUCCGCAGUAGGUUUCCAGAUCCUCCCAGUGAUGUUUCCAGUCUGGAAUUACAACAGAGAGAAAUGAUUAAACAACAGGAGGAAACUUUGCGAAAGAUCAGAGCAAAUGGAGGCUACAAAUACAAUUAUGAGAAUGGUCAUCCUCCACUACUGAGACAGAAGACGGUCAGUCCAUUCCCCAUGCUGGACUCCAAGUCUGCUUUCUAUGACACUGAUCAUAUGGCUCCUCUCACUCACAUAUUUCCUGAUGAUAACUUGAACAAGAAUGAAUCAGCAAGAUCUCGACGUCGUCAUCGCCUCCAUUCUCCACAGUUGACUCCUCUGGACAAUGAUUCCAUCCGUAGUAAUUCUGCAACAUCCUUUGCUAGUCUGAACCCUGAAACAUUAGCAGCGAAAAAUGAGGAAAGGUUAAAAAAGCUUCAAAACAUGUCAGAUGCCAUAUCCUUAACAGAACCUGAAGAAAUUCUGAAUAAAUUUAUGUUGAAACAACAAAGAAAACCGUAGAUCAACACCAAAUUCAAUAUUUUGAAGACGUCAGCUUACCAAAGAAUCUGGAUAUACCACUGUCCCUAUAUAUGUGGGUACAACACUAUCCUCCUAAAUUUGGAUACAUCACGGUCUCCAUCUAUAUUUGGAUAUGCCCUUCUCCCCUUAUAUUUGAUACAUCCCAAUUGUUUAUAUUUGAUACAUCACUGUCCCAUUAUAUUUGGAUACAACACUGUCCCCACUAUAUUUUGUGAUAUUGACUUUGUUGCUGUACACAUAUUUACAUGAUGCAUUUGUAUGCUCAUUCUCUCACACACACAUACAAUCUCUGUAACUUUCUUACAGUAGUAAACACACACACACACACAAAGACUAUCACUUGCAGUCACACUUGGAUGACCUGGUACCUUCAAGCUGACCAGUCAUAUUAUUUAUUAAUGUCCUCUUUUAACUCUCCCUUCUGUAUAUUUUAUCAUCAUUAUAGUCAUCCAUCAUCAUCAUUGUCAUCCAUUAUCAUCAUCACAUAAGCAAAACAGCUGUCUGAUGGAUAAUUCUCUUUUAAAAUGUCCAUCCCUCUUUUGCAUGAUUCCAUUCACCAUCCAUUCCCAAAUUUGAUUAUAUCAAACCUAAUUUACCAAAUGUCUAAUUGUGAUAUCUACCUUUUACUGUAAGAUAAUAAUUUAUCAAUCCUGAUUGAUAAACUGUAAUAAAUUAAUUAGUCUGUAUAUUAAGUGUAAUAUAUUUAUUUAUCAGUCCUAAUUGAUAAAUUGUAAUAAAUUAAUUAGUCUGUAUAUUAAGUGUAAUAUAUGAAUUUAUCAGUCCUGAUUGCCAGAUUGUAAUAUAUUAAUUUAUCAAUCUUGAUUGAUAAAAUUUUAAUAAAUUCGUUAGUCUGUAUAUUAAGUGUAAUAUAUUAAUUUAUCAGUCCUGAAUGAUAAAUUUUGAUAUAUUAAUUAGUCUGUAUAUUAAUUGUAAUAUAUUUAUUUAUCAGUCCUGAUUGAUAAAUUGUAAUAUAUUAAUCAAUCUGUAUAUUAAUUGUAAUAUAUUAUUUUAUCAAUCCUAAUUGAUAAAUUUUAAUAUCUUAAUUAUUUGGUUUAUUUACCAUAAAACGCUAAUUUAUUACUUAUCCCAAUCCAGUGAGGGAAACUCUACACUAGUCAUAGGCAAACAGAAAUCCUCAGGACUUUUUUUGUGGCCCAGUUAACAAAAAGUUACCUUGAAUUUGUUUUUUAGUUAUGCCAUCUGCCUGAUGAUGAACCAUGUCUCAUGCAGCCCAUUUCUCAAAAAAGGAUGCCUAUACCUGUUCUGCACGAUUACUUGGCUUGCUAGAAAUAAUUACCAAAUUCCCUCAAAUUACAUUUUAGUAUCUUAGAAAAUGAAGGACAAUUUAGUCCCAGGUGUACAAAAAGACCGGAUGGUCGUGUUUAGAAUGCCUUUGAUUGAGGUUGAACUGGAGCUAAGCAACAACUUUGUUCACUGUUAUAUUUUUCUGCUCGUCUUGAAGAUGACAAGCUAGGAGAACCAGUAGAGCAUUGGAAAAAAUGCAAAAUUUGCCCUGAGUCGUUACAUUUUAAGUUCAAAUCCUACCAAGGUCAACUUAGCCUUUCAUCCCCACUGGAUCAAUAAAAUAAAGUGCCAAUCAAGUACUGGGGUCAGUGGUAUCAACUACACCCUUCCUUUCAAAAUUUCUGGUGUCCUACCUGCAUCAGAAACAAUAUUUUGCUACUUGGUAUUAUCAUUUUUACAUUUAUUUUCCCAUGCUUAUAUCAGUUGGAUGCAACUUCUCAUACACAAGCCUCAUACCACCUGCCAGAGCUGCUUGUCAUUUCCUUCUUUGAAGUUCAGCAUCCUGCGAUCACCUUUCACCUCUCCUCCCUCAUGUCUUCCUCUUCGACAAGCUCCUUCCAUUUGAACUUUGUAGAGCUUCUUUAGCCAACUCUCAUUUCCCAUAAACGUCACAUGUCCAUACCUGUGCAGUCUUCUCUCUGGCGCACACACUACAUCUGAUUCAUUUAUCACCCUGUUUUUUUUCCCCCCUCAGCUCAUCGGUCAUGCAAAGCCACACACACACAUGUAUGUAUAUAUAUAUAUAAACAUAUACACACACACACAUAUAUAUACACACAAUCUACAUACACUGUGCAUAUACAGGAAAAAAAAAGUUACUCUGAGCUUACAGGUACAUAAGACUAAAAUGUUCUACAAGAUAUUCUCCUGAACGAGACAUCAGUCAAUUGCAGGGUUAACCUCCCAUGUAUCACUGGUACAUAUUUUCUGAUGAAUAGACUAGAGCAACAUGAAAUAAAGUGCCUUGCUUAAGAAUACCAUGUGUUGCUCAGUCUGAAAGUUGCAUCCAAGACUUUAAAUACUAGGCUCUAUGCCUUUACAUUCUUAUCUUUUUUGUUUUACUUGUUUCAGUCAUUAGACUGUAGCCAGGCUGGGGCACCGCCUUGAAGAUUCUUUUAGUCGAAUGAAUCGACCCCAGUACUUAUUUUUUUCUAAGUCCGGAUACUUAUUAUAUUGGUUUCUUUUGCCAAAGUGUUGAGUUAUGGGGAUGUAAACAUACCAACACCGGUUGUCAAGCAGUAGUUGCGGGACAAACACAGAUACAGAGACACACACAUAUAGAUAGAUAUAUAGGUAUAUAUGACAGGCUUCUUUCAGCUUCCAUCUGUGAAACCUACUCACAAGGCUUUGGUCUGCCUGAGGCUAUAGUAGAAAACAUUUGCCCUAGGUGUCACACAGUGGGACUGAACCUGGAAUCAUGUGGUUGUUAAGCAAGCUUCUUACCACACAACCACAUCUCACAUGCAAAAAGUAAAAAAAUGCACGUAAACCUUAUAUUAGUUCACUGGUCUGUAAGUGAGGUAGGUGAUAGAUUAAAAUCAAUUGCUGCUGCUACAAUUCUAUUUAAACACUCACUACAUAACUUUUUAACUGGCAUUCCGUCUGUUACAACAAUGAGGAUUCCAGUUUAUUCAAUCAAUGGAACAGCCUACUCCUGAAAUUAAUGUGCAAGUGGCUGAGCACUCCAGACACGUGUACCCUUAACAUAAUCUUCAGGGAGGUUCAACGUGACACAGAUUGUAACAAGGCUGGCCCUUUGAAAUACUGGUACUACUCAUUUUUGCCAGCUGGGUGGACUAGAGCAAUGUGAAGUAAAGUGUCUUGCUCAGGGACACAACACACUGCUGGUAGUCAAACUCAUGAUCUUGAGAUUGUGAGCUGAAUACCCUAACCAGACUACUAGAGUUGUUGUUGUUUGUUCCUUCUUGAGCCAUGCCUGGCUCAUAAGGGCCAGUUUCCUGGUUUCAUUGGUGUAUAGAUUCCCCACCUAGACGGGAUGCCGGUCCAUCGCAGGUGAACUGCUAAAUGCAGGAGGAGGAAAGAGUGAGAGAAUGUUGUGGUGAAAGAGACAGCAGAAGUUUGCCAUUACCUUCUGCCAGAGCUGCAGGGAGCUUAGGUGUUUCACUCAUAAACACACACUUCGCCUGGUCUCAGAUUCGAACCUGCGACCCCUUGACUGCUAGUCCACUGCUGGAACCACUAGGUCAUGUGCCUCCACCUCCACUAGUGUAGUAUAUAUAAAUGAAAAUGGAAGAGAAAAAAAUUUCGCUAUCACACAAGUGUUGAAUCAGAUAAAAAAAAAGUUUAUUGAAUAGAGAAAAUGUAAAAUCAUAAGUCUUUUCUCAAGUGUUGUCCCUCUGCUUUAAUAAAUCUAAUUAAUCUGAUCUUCUUAUAAUUCAUAUGACUGAAGAAAAGUCCUAUUUAUCAUAGAUAUCAACCAGAGAUGGGAUAUAGUUGAAGUAGACCUUUUAAAAUGUGUGUCCUACUGAGUUAUGUGACAGAAAAUUAACCCACACCACAUGCAAAUAGCAAAGACUCAGAUCCCAUAAGUUAAGAAUGUCUGAUGACAAUAGCAAAUCCAAUUCCAAUUUGUAAUCCACACCAUUAACACAACACAUCACACUCACACACACCAUAUACACAACACACCCACAAAACAUACAUACACCCCCAUAUAUGCACAACCAGUAGAAUUUAUUUAUUUCAAACAUUUGGCAACAAAUGACAGGAGAUGCAAUGAAAGAAAAAUCUUUGCUUUUUAACACUACUAAAACUAAAGACUACAAAAACACAUAUCAGUGAUUCCAUGUUAAAGUAGAAGAUUCCAGCCAAGCGUUAAAAGACAAUUCUUGAUGAUAAAAGGGUGCAACUGUGUUUUUCUGUUGUAUAGGAAAGCUAUAUGAAAGACAAAGAUAUAUCUUUAAAAUUAUCUUCAUAUUAAAAAUUCCUCAAACUUUUGAUAAUCACAUUUGCUAAAUAUGAAGCACUUUAUUUACUAUUAGACAAGUUUUGUACAUAUAUAUAUAUGUAUGUGUGUAUAUGUAUAUAUAUGUGUGUGUGUAUAAGCAAAACCUUUUGUUACUAAAUCAUUAAAAAUUUUACAUUAAUUUACAUAAUGACUGGGUGCCAAAGAAACAACAAAACCUCCAAAAAAGUUAAAGAAAAAGCAACUAACCACUUUAUGUUAUAUAACUAAUAUUAAUAUAUCUAAAUUAAUAACUACAGCCUAAGAGAAUAUGAUUGCAGUUAGUCAUCCAAUCAAAAUAUCUUGCUGUCAUGCAUAUCAAUCUAUUUAUAUAAUUUAUUUACACACACAUGCACGCACGCACACACACACACACACACACGCACAAUGAUUAAAGCAACUGCAAAAUUCUUAUUAUAUUAUUGACUUGUUUCAGAAUUAUAUAAUGUUAUGUUUCCUGUUAUUUUAUAUUUAUCACAGCCAGAAAACACAUGCACACAUAUAAUGACUAAGUCAUAAGCAUGCCUGUAGGGUUAAAAAGCUUGCUUUGCCACCAUUGAUUGCAGCAUCAACCUCAUUGUAUUGCAUCUUGGGCCAGUGUCUUCUGCUACAGUUUCUGGUUAACUGUCUUCUGAAUGACUUUGGUCCAUUGAAAUUGUACAAAGACCACUCCAUGUGUGUGUAAUAUAUAUGUGUGUGUAAGGGUGCAUAGCCCUGUGGCUAGGGUGUUGCACUCACAAUCACUAGAUCAUAAUUUUAAUUCCUAGACCGAGCGGUGGGUUGUGUUCUUGAGCAAAGCACUUCAUCUCCCAUUGCUCAGCAAUCGCUUCAACAACUGAUGUGUGGUACACCUUGCACCUGUUCAGACAACAUCCAUUUGAUGGAGAGAGUGAGCUAAUGUGUGACAUGAACAUUUGAUCACUAGAAACAAACUAUCAGGUCAUCCCAUAAGUUCUGUCCGAUUUUACCUUUUUUAAAAUUGAAUGAAAUUUAAUAGUAUUUUAGAAUGUCUAAUGGAAUUAAAAAUUAUUUUUAUGCAUUUGUGUACAUUUAAACUAAUUAAAUAUUAUUUUACAGAAUAAUAGAAUUAAAAUUUCUUUGAUUAAAACCCUUUCUAACAUGGAAGUAUUCAAAGAGCAUUUAAGGCACAUAAUGCUUUAUUUAUUUAUUUAUUUUUUUUAUUUAUGUGUUUCAGCCAAGUGGCUGCGGUCAUGCUGGUGCACCACCGUGAGAUAUGUAUGUGUGUAUAUGUAUAUAUAUGUGUGUGUGUAUAUGAGUACAAAAAAAGGAAACUCUGCAGCCGAAGUGACUCGAAACAUACACUCAGUUUAUGGGAAAGAAUGCUUGAAUGAAAGAACUUGUAGAAGAUGGUUUGCAAAAUUCAGAAGUGGAGAUUUCAGCUUUGAAGAUGAAGAUCGAACAGGACGUCCAGUUGAGUUUGAUGAUAAGUUCCUUGAGGCAUUACUUGAAGAAAAUCCUGCAUUAUCAGUUGAAGAAUUGGCAAUAAAGCUUAGUUCAAGCCAUACAACUGUUCAUUAUCAUCUUCAACAACUUGGAAAGGUUCCUAAACUUGGAAAAUGGGUGCCU
Octopus bimaculoides (California two-spot octopus) is the source of this 6658-nucleotide messenger RNA. RefSeq names its product centrosome and spindle pole-associated protein 1. Gene Ontology annotation, biological process: positive regulation of cytokinesis. Gene Ontology annotation, cellular component: centrosome; microtubule; spindle pole. NCBI's taxonomy places the organism in Eukaryota, Metazoa, Mollusca, Cephalopoda, Octopoda, Octopodidae. The record is from RefSeq and is a predicted model, not a curated record.